Messenger RNA from Drosophila erecta, 698 nucleotides. RefSeq lists its product as uncharacterized. The record is from RefSeq and is a predicted model, not a curated record. Bases 24 to 626 code for a protein of 200 amino acids. Lineage: Eukaryota; Metazoa; Arthropoda; Insecta; Diptera; Drosophilidae. The transcript is spliced from 3 exons.
GUAAGCCCAUUGCUCCGAUUGAGAUGAAGUGCCUCCUGGUAGCGAUAGCCUGCUUGAUCACUUGCUCCCGAGUAGGUGGCCUCGUGCACUAUAUGAAACUGGCGAAAGGACAGAACGGAUGCAAAUCCCCCAAGGGUGCAGAGAUGGCUGUGGGUGCUGUGGAGCAGGAUGAUAAGACUUGUGGAGCUAUUACGUGUCAAAGCACGGAAGGCGAUGCUUUUGUGCACUUCUGUCAGAUACCAGCCACAUUUGCGGAGUGUGUGGAGACUGCUGUUUUGACGAACGUUGACUUUCCCCAAUGCUGUUGGACAUGUGCCGCUUGGGCGAACUGCGAUGGAGGAGGUGCUGCACCAGGAGCAGGGGGUGAGGCUCCUGCCGAAGGAGCUCCUGCUGAUGGAGCACCUCCACCCGCUGCAAGAACCCAUAUAAAAAAUCAGAAAAACGUGGCUUCUACAGCUGAUACAAUGGAAACAACUACAGAAAGUGAAAGACCACGCACCAGGGGAAAAUGGGGCGCCAAGAGGAGCACUACCCUUUCCGAUGAAUCCGAGUUUCCCGAGGGAGAUGUCAAUAUACGGUUUGGUGGCGGAACCCCGAUCUCCAAGUUUGGCGAAGACAGCAUUUAAGCUCAGAUGCCUUAGUAAUGUUCUGGUAACCCGCCUAGUUAUUAAUUUAAAGCUCGAUUCCGACCAUAAACC